Molecule: messenger RNA, 1311 nt
Organism: Bathycoccus prasinos
Lineage: Eukaryota; Viridiplantae; Chlorophyta; Mamiellophyceae; Mamiellales; Bathycoccaceae
Exons: 1
Coding region: 1-1311 (436 amino acids)
Molecular function (GO): protein binding
Source: RefSeq, a predicted model, not a curated record
AUGCGCGCAGCAUUCACGCUCGGCGGAAAUGCGAAGACGUGCGCACCAACGACGUCGUAUUCCUCCUCGUCUUUUUUGUCUUCUGCGUCUUCUUUGAUUCGAAGGAGGAAGGAGAGGCGCGAAGAAAGGAGAGUGUUAAUCCGCGCAUCGUCUUCUGACGCAAAUCCUUCCCGAAACAACUCGUCAUCCUCGACGAGCAAAGUCUCGGAGGAGGACGACGAGAGUUUCACGUUGGCGGACGUCGGCGAAGAUUCCACGCUCGCGGAGAAAAGGAACGAGUUCCAAGAGGCGAUCGCGAAAGCGCAGACGGAACAAAAAGAGAAGAAGAUAUUCGACGAGAAGAGCGAGAGUUCGACUUGGGAAGUGAAAGGAACUGAAGUUUCUUCUUUACCACCACCACCAGCGGUCGCGAAGCCUUUGACGGAUCUGAGUCCGAUUAACGUAGACGCGACGGCGAUAGAAAAAGAGAAGAAAAGAAAUGACGACGACGGCGAUAAGGAUGAACCACUGCGGAUGAUUGGUAGCGCGCCGGUCAAGUCGUCUUCGGGAGAACCGACGUUUUCCAAGCAGCUCUCGAGGACGGUGAAAGCGUUGGUUCCCGAAGGCGCGUCCGCGGCGACGGUAUUGAAAACGACGAAACGUUUCAUGGAGGCUUACGAGGCUGGGUUGACGCCAGAGGAGCAGAUUGGGUACGCGCUCGGUGUACCGACUGAUAAGUUGAACGAGACGCAGAAGAAGUACGCGCCGUUAGUGGCGGAGAAGUUGAAAGAAAACGCCAUGCAGUUGAAAGGCGAGUUGUUAGCGGCGACGAAUUUGUACGAAGCUGGGAUUCAGGCGUAUAGUGUAGGUCAGUAUCCGAAAGCGUUGAAAUUCUUCGGAAAUGCGUUGGAAGAAACGAGUGAUACCAGUUUGUUGGGUGGGAAAAUCCAAAUCUAUAAAGCUUUGACGUUGUACGCACUCCGUCGUCUGGAGGAGUGCAUCGAUUUGUAUACGUUUUUGGAAGGAACGCAUCCGAUCGGAAGCAUUCGUCGACAGGCUGGGGAGUUGAAGUAUAUCGCCGAGGCGCCGAGGUUAGAAUUAGAAGAAGACGAAUACGUCGACGUGCCGGCGGGAGUGAAAGAUGCCAACAGGUAUCGGGGAUACGGGAAAGUGGUUGGGAAAUCGGGAAAACCAAAGGUGCCAAAAACGUACACCGAAGAGGCGAUGGAGAGAGUGAACUACGCCAAGUACGCGCCGAAUCGGUUACAACUGAUUGGGUGGACUGCUGUAGCCAUAGGAUUAGCUUUGUACGGCGCGUACGUAACGAAAUGA